AUGAGAAGGAAAGAGAUUUUUGAUCUUCCAGCGAACGGUCAUCCUGGCAAUGAGAAGCCGCAAGAAGAUGGAGUGGUCAGUACAUGGUGUCCAGUGUCGUCACUUCCGGCUCCACCACUAGACAAUUUGACUUCCUCGGCCAACUUUGGAAACAGCAAAGACUUGGUGAAACAGCAGGUUGCACGGCUCAGUGCUGCGGUCAAUGUGCCGACGAUAUCUUAUGACGAUAACGAUGAUGUGGACAAAGACCCGAGAUGGCAUGCCUUUGUGACUUUGCACGAGGUUUUGAAAACUCAAUUUCCACAAGUGCAUGAGAAGAUGAAUCUCGAGCUAGUGAAUAAUUAUGGUCUGCUUUAUACAAUAACCGGAAGCUCUCAAGAUCUGAAGCCACUUCUCAUCAUGGCUCAUCAAGAUGUCGUACCGAUACCAGAUCCGACAAAAUGGAGCCACCCUCCAUUCGAAGCAUACUUUGAUGGACAGUGGCUAUGGGGAAGAGGUGCUGUUGACUGCAAAAACACUCUCAUUGGUAUUUACAGUGCUAUGGAACGUCUUCUGGAGCAGGACUUCAAGAACAAACGAACCAUCGUCCUGUCAUUCGGAUUCGAUGAAGAGACUGGCGGCUCUAGAGGUGCCAAACACCUGGCCGCUCAUCUGACAGAAAAGUACGGUGAGGACAGUAUGGAAAUGAUUGUCGAUGAAGGAGGUGGUAUGCGCAAAGUCGACGACGUAAUGUACGCUCUACCAGCGAUCGCCGAGAAGGGCUUUCUCGACAUUGUCUUGACCUUGAACACACCCGGAGGUCACAGUUCAGCACCACCAAAGCACACAAACAUUGGCAUAAUGUCGAGGCUCAUCGCAGCUGUCGAGGAUCACCCUUUUACUCCCCACAUCGAUGAGCACAACCCAUUCUGGAACCACCUAAAAUGCGAAGUCGAAAACUCUCCCAAGACAACAGAACCCUGGCUGCGAGAAGCCCUUGAGAAUAAGGAAGACUUUGCAGAAAAGCUCAUCUCAUCACGCGGCGAUUCAGUCGUCCGCUGGUUCGUGCAAACCUCACAAGCGGUAGACAUCAUCAACGGUGGCAUUAAAGACAAUCAACUGCCAGAGAUGAGCCAAUCUAUCAUCAACUACCGCGUCUUACCCAGCGACACAAUCGACGGCGUCGUAAAAGCCGUAGCCGAUCUCCUCACCCCCCUUGCAAACAACCUGAGCAUCGCAGUCCAAGCACCCGGCUACACUCAACUCGACCGUGGCUCCGGCAUCCUCAACGUAUCCACUCUGAACCCCCUGCCUCCAUCUCCCAUCUCACCCACCGGGCCCUCCAUAGCCAUCUGGAAUCUGUUCGCCGGCACCAUCCGCCAAGUCUUUGAAAACACAUCUGAGAGGCUCUCGAGUAAGAAAGUCGUUCCCGUGGGCACGAUCUCGGUGGGUAACACAGAUACAGCGCACUACUUGAAACUGACGAGGAACGUGUAUCGUUUUUCGCCGGUGUCGGAGGAGACGGCGAAGGGAGCGCAUACGGUUGAUGAGAGGAUUGAUGUUCAGGCCCAUUUGGGUGGGAUCAAGUUUUACUACGAGUUGAUCAGGAAUAUGGAUGGGUAUACCGGGGACUAG
Molecule: messenger RNA, 1614 nt
Organism: Aureobasidium namibiae CBS 147.97
Lineage: Eukaryota; Fungi; Ascomycota; Dothideomycetes; Dothideales; Saccotheciaceae
Product: vacuolar carboxypeptidase Cps1
Exons: 2
Coding region: 1-1614 (537 amino acids)
Cellular component (GO): fungal-type vacuole lumen
Molecular function (GO): metallocarboxypeptidase activity
Source: RefSeq, a predicted model, not a curated record